Spirodela intermedia is the source of this 2565-nucleotide messenger RNA. NCBI's taxonomy places the organism in Eukaryota, Viridiplantae, Streptophyta, Magnoliopsida, Alismatales, Araceae. The record is from the annotation of a GenBank genome assembly.
AUGGCGUUUAGCUUGGUGUCGGUCCCUUCGCCACUGUGUGAGCUUGGGAGGCGGCCACCCCUUCCUCGGCGGAGGUGCGUCGUCGUUGCAGGGAAGCUUCUCACGGUGCGUCUAGUCUGGAUUUCAUCUGUCUGCGUCUGGGAGACUCGCCGAUUAUUGUCCCUGCUGUUACUAGUUUUGGGUUGCGGGAAGAAAGCGUCCAGAUCUACCUUGCGGGAGUCUUUGGAUUUUUCGGUGCGGGUGGUGGGUUUCGAUUAGGAUGGAUGGGGUUAUGUUCAGGCAUUUGAAGUUUCUUUCUCUUUUCUGAGGAAUCUUGAGGAUCGUGGUCUCAAUUUUUCGCCCUUUUACGUGAUAAUUUUUGAGUUAGCAUAUAGGUUUUGGAUGGCCGUCGUGUCGUUUUACUCGAGAUGUCAUGGAAAGAGGUCUCGAGUGUUAUCUGUCAUAUUCUAAUUCAGCUGUAGUAGUCCAAAAAACGUGUAUUUUAAAAAAUCUUCUCAAAUGAUUGGUUUUUGUUUUAGUUUUUAGAACAGAUACCAAGUGAUUCCAACUCAACUGUCAGCGUGUACUGCAACCGGUUUACAGAUUUGUCCAUUGGAUUCCAACAAAGCUUUCUGUAUUGUAAUCAUUCGGUACUAGGUCUUUCAAGGUGCUUUUAACCUGUAGUCCCUAUGUUUAGGGCUUCAAUAUGUUACCUAGGAUAUGUUUCUGAUUCCUUCAAAACACUUGUAAGCCACAUAGAAGAGUCCAAAAUGAGAGUCUUCCAGUUCCAACUUCUGAUAAGAAAAUAGUCUGACUAUACCAAUUUUUCCAUGAUGUCAUCUCGGAUAGUAUCAUAAGGGAAAAUGUCUCUUCAGAAUGUGAUUCUGAAGAUCCCGUCCUUUGAACUGACUUAUUGUUUUAAUCCUUUUUUGGCUGUUAUUGGUAUGAUCAUGUUCUUGGGCUUCUGAAUAACUUGGUUGGGGGAGAUAAUGAUCUUAUUUUUUCCCUCUUUCUUCACAUAUGCAACAAGAACAUAGAGAUUAACAUUUGCAUCCCAAGUUCGAGAAGUAUCAUUUUCCCAGAAUAAAGAGAGGAGGGGGAUGAGUAUUUCUAGAAACCAUAGUUAAUUGUGGUGUAUGUAUGCCAUUUUCAUCAGCUAACGUCAUCAGUAAUUUCUCUCUGGGACUGGCCACAUUAUAUAUUUUUUUUUCCCUACUGGAUGUAUAAACUUCUUGGAGAACUAAUCUCCAAGGAUCAAACCACAAUUCUAUUUCUAAAAGUAGGAAGAAUUAUGCAUGCAAAUGUACACAUAGAUGCGAAGAUACUGAAGCAUGUUUGAUUGCUGAUGGAGAUGGAUGAAUGAUUUGUAGUUUAGGUUGUGUAUAUUUGCACCAUAUGUGAAUGGAUAUAUAUGGGAGCAUGCAAGAGUGCUGACGGAGAUGAAUGAAGAAUCUGUGGCUUGGGUUUGUAAAGGUUGAGGCUUUGUUUUGCCUGCUAACAUGGGGGUUGUGUUGGAGAUAUCUGUCUGUUAUUCACAAGAAGCGCCACUGCUGGAAGAGAUUUAGUUCCUUUCUUAGAAGAGUGUCUGAUGAUCACUCUGGUGUUUGCAGUAGAAAUCCCUAUAGCUGGUCCUGGAUUCUUUCGCUGAGUGGGUUUUGAGAGUUGGGCGUUGCAGGAGUGAAAAAUCAGAACCCUGUGUCUUUUCAUCCAUAAUUCUCUUUGCCAAUAUUAUCGAGCACUAUCUCGAUGAGGUUUGUGUUCCCACUUGCAUUUUCAUGCUCCUUUAUUUUAAAUUAAAUUCCAAUUUUCCUUUCUCUCUCUCAAUAUUUUGAGAUUUGGGUGUAUAAUCUGCAAAUUAGAUGAUCUGGGGAUGCUUGUUGAGCGUCAUUAACCUAAAUUACGAGUAUAAAAGUGGGCACAAGGACACUGAUUCUGAAUCUACUAAGAAACAAUGGAUCAAUGUUUCUUUGGUGUUUUCAGUUGACAAUUCGGACGAAUCUGAGGAGACUUGAACAGAGUAUUUUUAUUUUUAAUGAGAAUCUGGUCCAUGGUUGAGCUGAUAACAGCCUCCCUCACACCAUCUUCAACAUCGUCAACUAUGUUUCUUGACAGUAUUUUAAACUUGUCACAAUAAAGAUAUAAUACGCUUCUAGUACUUUGGGUGAUUUCAGUUGAUAAUUCGGAUGAAUCCAGUAAUACUUUAAUGCCUUUCUUUUUUACUUAGAAUGGGAAGCUAAGCUGUGCUUGAGCUGCCGGUAUCCUCCUUCACAUCAUCUUCAAGUCGUUGACUCUGUUUCUUGUCAGGGACCAGAAGUGAGCGUUGACCCUCAGCCACCCUCUGAAAAUGGCUUCUCCAGGAGGGCCGCCAUGGUGUGCUUGGCGGCUUCUCUGGUCGCCUCAAUCUCUGCAGUCAGCCCUGCGGAAGCCCGCAGAAUCAAACCAGAGACCAUUAGAAAAAUCCGGGAGAAGCUCGAGAAGAUGAAGAAGAAGGCUGAUUCAGGCGCCGGGGGAAGCAAGGAGAAGCCGCCUCUCCCACCUCCCUCACUUAACGAUCUGGCUGGACCUCUGGUUGAGAUUACGCUCUGA